AUGGAAGAUCGUGAGGAGUUUGAAAAUGUAGCUAAAUAUUGGUGUGAUCCAAAAGUAGACUGGGAAUCUGUUCUUACCAUCAAGGGCCCUCAAGGAAGAAUUAAUAGAGCUGUUUGGGGUCCUCUGAAUACGACCAUCAUAAGUGCUGGAGAAGAUGCUGUGGUUCGUAUAUGGGAUUUUGAGACGGGAAAACUGCUUAAAGAGUCAGACAAGGAAUCUGGCCACAAAAAAACAAUUACGGCACUUACAAAAUCUGUAGAUGGUUCUCAUUUCCUCACUGGUUCGCUUGAUAAAUCUGCUAAGCUUUGGGACAUAAGAACAUUGACACUUAUCAAGACGUAUGUAACCGAACGCCCAGUCAACGCAGUUGCGAUUUCUCCACUUCUUGAUCAUGUGGUGCUUGGAGGUGGUCAAGAUGCAUCUAAUGUCACGACUACUGAUCAUCGUUCUGGAAAAUUUGAGAUUCUUCAAGAAGAAAUUGGAGGUGUGAAAGGGCAUUUUGGACCGAUAAAUGCUCUAGCAUUCAACCCCGAUGGAAAAAGUUUCUCAAGCGGAGGCGAAGAUGGUUAUGUACGUUUACAUCACUUUGACCUUGAUUUCUUCCACAUCAAGAUCUAGAUUUGGAGGAUAAAACUUUCACAUUGAUUGAAUGGUGUGGUUGUUUAAUGACACCCAACAGAGAAGCUUGGCUUGGAAAUUGGAAAGUGUAAUGAUGUUAUCAAUAUUGAUGAUUUUCUCGCACAAGUAUCCCACUGAAAGUGUCAACAAUUGAGAGCAUGACUUAAUGAUGAUUUCCCUUCUUGAGGGUUUUUAUUAUUAUUGUUUAUUUUAUGAAGUCAUCUAUUAAAAUUUAAAUCGAGCUUUGGAGGUUCUUAGAAGUAAACUUUAUUUUCCUUCUUCUACAAUAAUUUUGUAGGGUAGGUGUUGGAUGAAGCAAUGCUUAAUUAAUAUUUUGCUUGUUGGAACAUAGUUUUGUAGAAGAUGUAAGAUUCUAUUUAU
Molecule: messenger RNA, 999 nt
Organism: Alnus glutinosa
Lineage: Eukaryota; Viridiplantae; Streptophyta; Magnoliopsida; Fagales; Betulaceae
Product: eukaryotic translation initiation factor 3 subunit I-like
Exons: 7
Coding region: 1-618 (205 amino acids)
Biological process (GO): cytoplasmic translational initiation
Cellular component (GO): eukaryotic translation initiation factor 3 complex, eIF3m
Molecular function (GO): RNA binding; translation initiation factor activity; protein binding
Source: RefSeq, a predicted model, not a curated record